AUAGAACAUCAACUUCUCUUCAGUCAGUGGUUCAGUUUCCGUGAGCUAACUUCUUCAUGUGACUAAAGGAAAAUCCCAGGGACCUGCUGAUCUUAUCUCUGAGCCUCACACCUCGGUGACCUGGAUGCUUUUAAGCCCCCUCCCAUUCUUACGCUAUCUGUAGUAUCUUCAGUAUUCCCACAUGGAUACGCAAACAACUAUCUGACCUUCAUUGGUCUUUUUCCCUCCCCAACCAUUCCUUUCAAGAAGUCAGGAUUUGUUUUAAAUUUAAAGAUUUAUGUUUCUUUAUUUUCAGCUCCUCGCUCUGAAUUCAUUUCUAAUUCAUUCCGAACAUUCAGAGGCAUAACUUCACUUUGGUGCUGGUUAGCUGAAGUAAUUCAACACUAUUCACAGGAGGACAAUGAAAUGCUCAUUUUCCACACGUUGGAAACAACUCAUGUGCUGACCUGGUUGAAAAAGUAGGAGAGAUUUAGAAAGAUGUAAUGGCCUCUGGGUGCAAAAUAUCUAUUUUGCAUUUGACAUAAAAAUGUAAAAAAAAAUCUGGUAUUUAAGAAUGGCUGCAAUGUCAGAUUUUGACACAAACCUAAAUCUCAGCCUCAUACAACUCUAAAACCUUUUUUUCAUGGCUCUUUAAAACUGUCCAGUGUGAACAAAACGAAAUUGACAGAUCCGAACUGUGAUGCACAAUAAAGCUUUUCAGAAAUACGGAAGAAAAAAACACUUAUCUCAGUGUGCCGAUGGAAACACUGAACCGCCUCAGAGGGUAGAAAUGAUACCUGACCUACAUCUACCAAACAAAGGCCUGGGGGGUGGACGUGUCCGCGAAGCCCCCACUCAGAAAGAAAACGAGUUAAUGCAUUGAGGUGUCGACGUGUGCAGGUAUGAAGGCAGAGAGAAAAGGGUGGAAACAGGGAGGAGCCAGAUGCAUGGAAUUGAUGGGAAACAUAUAUAGCUGUGAGUCUUGACCCCUGCAUCAGUCCGUGACACCUUCUGUCCUCCUGAAGCCAACAACAAUUGCCAGCGUAACCAUGCAAGCUCUUGUACUGAUGUGUCUGCUGUGGUCAUCGAUGGCCCAAGCCGGAGACUACACCUGGGGUGGACCUGACCAGGAAGUGACAGAGACCAAGUCAGGGAACGUGUGUCUGACGGACCAGGCGUCGUGCGGCUGCUGUCUGAUGCAGCAACAGAUUCACAGGAUGAAGACGUUUUUUAACAUGAGCCUGAACGAGCUGGAGAAGGAGCUCGCGAAAACACAGACCGUCCUCAACAAUGUCCGAGACAGCAGAAGCGCCUUCUCCGUCGCACUCACCAACGACCAGAGUUUGAACUGCAUGGGUCCCUUCCGCGACGCCAGGAUCAUCGCCUACAAGCACGCUUUCAUCAACCUCGGAGGCGGCUACAGCGUGGACACCGGCGUCUUCACUGUCCCCCGCUCGGGUGUGUACAGCCUCGCCCUCACCGUCUACAGUGACGCCGGCUCCCCUGGCAACACCCUGGCGGCGUGUGCGAGUCUGAUGGUCAACGACCAGGUGGUGGUGGGACCCAGCGAGAAAAACAUGCAGGACCAAGAGGACAGUGCCACCAUCGUCAUGGCCCUCCACCUGAAGGCCGGGGACAGGGUGGCCGUCAAAUUGCCCAUCGGAUGUUUCCUCUGCGACGACCACAGCCACUAUAACACUUUCACUGGUUUCCUGCUGUAUGCUACUGACUAAGUCAGGAGCACGUAGCGGCUCUGGGGGGGGGGGGGGUUUGAAC
Scophthalmus maximus (turbot) is the source of this 1755-nucleotide messenger RNA. RefSeq names its product complement C1q-like protein 4. The coding region runs from base 1029 to 1712 and encodes 227 amino acids. The transcript is spliced from 4 exons. NCBI's taxonomy places the organism in Eukaryota, Metazoa, Chordata, Actinopteri, Pleuronectiformes, Scophthalmidae. Gene Ontology annotation, molecular function: protein binding. The record is from RefSeq and is a predicted model, not a curated record.